Symbiodinium necroappetens is the source of this 1092-nucleotide messenger RNA. The record is from the annotation of a GenBank genome assembly. NCBI's taxonomy places the organism in Eukaryota, Dinophyceae, Suessiales, Symbiodiniaceae.
AUGGAAGCUGCGCGAGCCAAGAAGACCGAGAGCCAAAGGAGAGAAGCACGAGCCGGGACGGUGCUGGAAAAGGGUCGGCCCAUGCUGGCCUCUACGCGAAGCCGCCGUGAGAAACUGCAGGAGCUCUUUGAGGAGUGGUUGCGAGAACGUGGCCGUACCUGGGCUGGCCUGCAGGCCCUGGCUAAGUACGACGUGGAGCAGCUGAACGAGAUCCUGAUUUGGUACGGGCAGUGGCUCUAUGCCGAAGGGAAGCCCUACUAUCAUCUCUCAGAGACCAUAAACAUGUUCUCUCUGGUUUGCCCUCAGGUUCGUCGCCAGCUCCAACCAGCUUGGGAUAUUUGUUUCUCGUGGCAGCGGCAGGAACCACCAGUGCACCACACGGCCCUGCCCUGGCAAAUUUUGCUCGGGAUGUUGUCCAUCUCUAUGCUCUGGGGAUGGAUGGACGUUGCAGGUAUCCUAGCUAUUUGUUGGGGCGGGCUAGCUCGGGUAGGGGAAGCGAUGGCAGCUAGAAGGCGAGACCUUGUCCUUCCCGACGACGUUGGGGUGGACUGCGGUGCAGAUGGGUCCAUGAUUCUCAUGGCGGUCAUGGAGCCCAAGACCCGCUUUAAAGCUGCAAGACAUCAGUGUGUGAAGGUGGACCAGCCCCAGCUCGUGAAGCUGAUUCGGUGCGCCUUCCAGCCCUUGCGUGCCGAAGAGAAACUCUGGCCAAGGUCGGGCGCCACUUUGCGUGCGCGCUUUCAGAAGCUCCUCAGCGCGCUGGGGAUCCCGCCGAACGCGGUGGCGGGAGUCAGGGAUUUUGACCUCGCCAGCCUCCGAGCUGGCGGCGCGACAUGGUUGAUGGGUUCCACCGAGAGCCCGGAGCUCGUACGUCGCCGCGGCCGAUGGGUUACGGCCAAGGUCAUGGAGAUCUACAUCCAAGAGAUGGCAGCCAUGAUGUUUUUACCACGGCUGGAGCCAGAGCUGCGGGAAAACAUUUUCCACUGGGCAAACGCUUUCGACGAGGCCUUCGAGUUCGUUGUCUGGUGCAAAUCGUUGGGCCUUUUGCCCAAGUACUGGCUUUUUCUCCUACAGCAAGGUGUCAUCUAUGCUUGA